AUGCAGACUACUUCUACAAACAUUUUUGAAAGAAUAGGUCACUCUCAGGAGCUCAGUGAAUUCAAGCGUGGUACCGUGAUAGGUUGCCACCUGUGCAAUAAGUCCAUCCGUGAAAUUUCCUUGCUACUAAAUAUUCCACAGUCAACUGUUAGUGGUAUUAUAACAAAGUGGAAGCAAAUAGAAACAACAGCAACUCAGUCACAAAGGGAGCGGGGUCAGCGCAUGCUGAAGCACACAGUGCGCAGAAGUCGCCCACUGUCUGCUGAGUCAAUAGCUAAAGACCUCCAAACUUCAUGUGGCCCUCAGAUUAGCACAACAAAAGUGCAUAGAGAGCUUCAUGGAAUGGGUUUCCAUAGC
Staurois parvus is the source of this 357-nucleotide messenger RNA. The record is from the annotation of a GenBank genome assembly. Lineage: Eukaryota; Metazoa; Chordata; Amphibia; Anura; Ranidae.